UUGCGUCAUACAUAUUAACCCGGCCAACCAGUACAGCAUCUCACACUCACCGGUCGAGCCGAUAACUUGUGAAGAAAUAGACCAGAUAAGAAAAAAGAGAAGAAACAAACUUAUUUAGAUAAGAGGAAUUUGUCAGAAUUCAGCAAGAAGUUCGUGAGAGGCAUCUGAAGGCAUUUACUCGGUCUCCAUCUGAAGUUACAUCAUACUUGUAGAAGCUGUAUUUAUUUAUUUAUUUAUACUUUUUAUUCACUUUAUUUAACUUACAAAUCGACUUCUGAGGAAAACCGAGGGGAAAGAGGCGAAGUUUCAGCUGAGUUAACGUGCGUCGAAACGUCAUCGAACAUUUGACAAGACGUGAUGGAGGGCGAAAAGCAACUGACCUGGCCGCUGAUGCUGGCUGUAGGGACGGCUGUGAUUGGCUCUCUUCAGUUCGGCUACAACACUGGUGUAAUCAAUGCCCCGCAAAAUAUCAUUGAGGCCUUCUACAAUAAGACAUGGAAUGAUCGAUAUGGGGAGAUCAUCCCUAAAACAACCAUGACUACCCUGUGGUCUCUGUCUGUGGCCAUCUUCUCUGUGGGCGGCAUUGUUGGAUCCUUUUCCGUCGGGCUGUUUGUCAACCGUUUUGGAAGGAGAAACUCCAUGCUCAUGGCUAAUGUCCUGGCUUUCAUCGCUGCAGCACUCAUGGGCUUCUCUAAGAUGGGUGCGUCCUGGGAGAUGCUCAUUAUUGGACGGUUCGUGGUGGGCCUUUACUCUGGUCUGUCCACAGGCUUUGUACCCAUGUAUGUGGGUGAGGUAGCUCCCACAGCCCUAAGAGGAGCCCUUGGCACCCUUCAUCAGCUGGGCAUCGUUAUUGGCAUCCUCAUGGCACAGAUCUUUGGUAUGGACGUUAUUAUGGGUAAUGAAACCACGUGGCCGUUCCUCCUGGGCUUUACCUUCAUCCCUGCCCUGCUGCAGUGCUGUUUACUGCCCCUCUGCCCCGAGAGCCCUCGAUUUCUCCUCAUCAUCCGCAAUGAGGAAAACAAAGCCAAAUCAGUGCUUAAAAAGCUGCGUGGGACGACAGAUGUGGCCGCAGACAUGCAGGAGAUGAAGGAAGAGAGCAGACAGAUGAUGAGAGAGAAGAAAGUCACCAUUCCUGAACUGUUCCGCUCUCCACUCUACCGACAGCCCAUCGCUGUAGCCAUCAUGCUGCAGCUGUCCCAGCAGCUGUCUGGAAUCAAUGCUGUAUUCUACUACUCUACAAAGAUCUUUGAGAAAGCAGGUGUGAAGCAGCCGGUUUAUGCCACUAUCGGAGCUGGAGUCGUCAACACAGCUUUCACUGUAGUGUCGCUGUUUGUGGUCGAGCGAGCGGGCCGCAGGUCCCUGCACCUCUUGGGACUGCUGGGAAUGGCUGGAUCUGCUGUAUUGAUGACCAUUGCUCUUGCUUUGCUGGAGAGCUACAACUGGAUGUCCUACAUAAGCAUCAUAGCUAUCUUUGGGUUCGUGGCCUUCUUUGAGAUUGGACCCGGCCCCAUCCCAUGGUUCAUUGUGGCUGAACUGUUCAGUCAAGGCCCAAGACCCUCUGCUUUUGCUGUAGCUGGAUUCUGCAACUGGACUGCAAACUUUAUCGUGGGCAUGUGCUUUCAGUAUGUCGAGGAGCUCUGUGGGCCGUACGUGUUUAUCAUCUUCACCAUAUUUUUACUUGGCUUUUUCAUCUUCACUUACUUCAAAGUCCCGGAGACCAAGGGCCGGACGUUCGAUGAAAUCUCCGCUGGUUUCCGCCAGGCAGCAUCAGCGGCUGAGAAGCACUCGCCCGAAGAGCUCAACAGCCUGGGGGCGGACUCUCAACUUUAAACCCCUCCUCUGACCCCUUUCCUCAUCUGUUCACACUUCUGCACGCACCUACUGAGGAGAAGGGGUCCCCGGGCUGUCAAUUAAACAUUUCCCCCCUUCCCAUGGCUGCACUCACUUCUUAGUCCCCCCGAAACUCCCCGAUGAACACGAGACAUGGGGUUUGAAAGGCAGGGAGUAAGAGUAGUUAUCAUAUUCCUUUUAUCAUAAAGAUGAUUGUUUUAAGACCUGUUCGAGGUGUCAUAUUUGCAUUGGAGUCUUUUGGCUAGUUUUGCCAGGUUUUUAUUUUUUAUUUUUUUAAAUCUAUCCUAACUGUUACUUCUGCUGUGCUAUAAGAGAGUGAAAACUCGACGGAGGUCACCUGGUCAUUGCUGACCUAGCCUCUACGCUGUUGACGUCAGAAAUCAACAGGUCGAAUAUGACUUCUGUAUGGUGACUGACAAUUCAAUACUGUAUUCCAGUUAACUGUAUCUCUAUUAUGAAUAUUUUAACAUGCAUAAAAAUGAAAAAAAUUAAAUAAGAUUAAAUAAAAAAUAUAUAAAUGCUAUAUAUAUUAUAAAAAAAUAUAAAUGCUAUAUAUAUAUAUAUAUAUAUAUAUAUAUAUAUAUAUAUAUAUAUAUAUAUAUAUAUAUAUAUAUAAUUGUUUUAUUUAAUCCUGGAAAUAUACAUAACCUAUAUUCUAGGGUUCAGUUUAGUUAAAUUUCAUAUAUGUAAAGUUGAUUUUAAAACUCUUCUGCAUAGCAAUUUUUUUUUUUUUUUUUUUUUUACACAUUACAGGGUAUUUUGUACCUAUAUUCAUAUAAUUAUUUCUUCUGUUCUUGCUUUUAAGAUGCAUAACAUCUUUUAAAUGUAUUUAUAUUUUUAUAACGAAUUCACUUGGUUUCUCCAGGAAUGCAGGUAGUUAUAAUCACACCAGGAGGAGAGAACUAGAACAUAUCUGCAAUCGUUUUAUGUUACAUGCCACCUAAUAUCACACAUACCUAACUUUUUAAUUUAAGGUUGGUCACUUUAUAAUGCACAAUGAGAUGUACUCUACUGAAAGUAUUAGCAUCAGUGCAAGCGAAUAUUGAUCAUAAAAUACAGCAUAUACUCCCAUAAAUACUGCCAUAUCUCACAUACAUAAUGUCCCAGUUCAGUCACACGACAGUAAACGUUUAGACGGCAGUAGUUUGAAAUGCGUUUUGCACACUCUCCAGCUGAGGGAGAAUUAUCGAGUUGGGAAACACGGAGAGAGACUGAGACCAAAAUGCACUGUGACUCAUGGCAUGAUUAGAGUGCACUGACAGCCUUCCUGUGCUCACUGAGCUGGAAUCACACCAUUGAUGAUGCUGUGCAGUACAAACUCUGUCUGUUUGGACACACAGUAUGCCUGGCUCCAAUGUGCCUUGUCAUUUUGUAGACUUCUAGUUUUACUUGUUUUCUUUAAACCUAGGAUGUUCACGCUUGAUAAUUCAUCCAUAAGUAUUUGUGAUUGUUAUGCACAUCAAAUUCGAAUUUGUGUGACCAUAUUGUUCCAGAAUAUGCCUGAUUUUCUGAAUUUUACUAUGUAAAUUUAAUUUUUAGUUUUGGCUUGUUGGGGAAAAAACCUACAUGGGCAAUGAAUCACCUAUAUUUGUGAAUUUUUAGACAUAUCAAAUUCAUGUAAAGGAGGUUUUUUCACUUUGAGUGGAGUUUGAGUGUGUGCAUGUGAUAUUUGGCCAGGUGGUCAAAUGAAUUUCUUUGUGUUCCAGCAUCCUGAAAAUAUUCACCAUCACAUCAUUCCAUAUGGGAGCAUCUUGUGUGACUGUUUUUGACAUUUUGUACACGAGUGUUUGUCUUUUGCAUGUUCACAUGAACUCUCAGAAUGACUGUCCCACUGAAAUCAUUGACGUGUUGUUUUGAAUAUUCAAAGAAACAUAUAUUCAUUUUUAAGCCUAUGGAAUCUUUGGUGAUUUCCAGCUGUAAGUGUAAAUAAUAAAUGUAAAAUAGAGUUGGUU
This is a messenger RNA of Megalobrama amblycephala (Wuchang bream), 3803 nucleotides long. It is a transcript of the gene slc2a1b, whose product is annotated as solute carrier family 2 member 1b. NCBI's taxonomy places the organism in Eukaryota, Metazoa, Chordata, Actinopteri, Cypriniformes, Xenocyprididae. The record is from RefSeq and is a predicted model, not a curated record. Gene Ontology annotation, cellular component: basolateral plasma membrane; apical plasma membrane. Bases 358 to 1830 code for a protein of 490 amino acids. Gene Ontology annotation, biological process: D-glucose transmembrane transport; response to insulin. The transcript has 10 exons.